Messenger RNA from Arachis ipaensis, 3075 nucleotides. Lineage: Eukaryota; Viridiplantae; Streptophyta; Magnoliopsida; Fabales; Fabaceae. The record is from RefSeq and is a predicted model, not a curated record.
AUGCUUGAUUCCCACAAUUCUCUUGCUAAGUCUUUCCGAUAUGCUAGGCAAAGGUUCGCUGAAGAUUCAACCACUCCGCUAAAGCUUCGUCUUAUUAAAAAGAGGAAUACGGAUGGUAGGAGAUAUAAUCUACCAUCAGCGUCUGAAGUUGCAGCUCUUAUUGUAGGUGAUUUUGAUACAGAAAACCUUGCGAGGGACGCUAUUAUUCAGACGCGUUCAAAUCAGUUAAAACGCAUUGACGUUAAUCAUCCCAAGUUUGCCAGUUAUCCUAGCUAUUUUAUUACUAUCACAUGUAACCUAGACUGGAACGAGAUUAAAGAUUGCAUUGCCAACUAUUCAUUAAAGCCAAGUGACAUGCCGGAUAUCAUAUCUAGGUUUUUCAAGAUCAAGUUAGACGCCUUACUAAAAGACUUAAAGGAUGGGUCUAUAUUUGGAAAGCCUAAAGGAAUUGUUUACACAGUUGAAUUCCAGAAGCGUGGCCUUUCCCACUGUCACAUUUUAUUGUUUAUUCAGCCAGACGAGAAGCCUAGAUCAUCCGAUGAUAUUGACCAUCAUAUCUCAGCUGAGAUACCCGACGAACACACGCAACCUAAGCUACACAGGUUAGUCCAGAAGUUCAUGGUUCAUGGACCCUGUGGGGUUUUAAACACGAGCAGCCCGUGUAUGGUUAAUGGGAAGUGUUCCAAGUUCUAUCCAAUGGUAUUCCGUCAGAAAACAGCCAUAGACAGUGCAGGUUUUCCCAAGUAUAAACGGUCAGAUAAUGGCCGUUCAACAAGAAAGAGAAAUGUUGACGUCGACAAUCGGUUUAUUGUCUCGUACAAUGCAACGUUGCUUCUUAAGUAUGGAUGUCACAUAAAUGUCGAGUACACUUGCCAAACGUCUGCUAUUAAGUAUUUGUUUAAGUACGUCCACAAAGGUAAUGACCGUGUCUCAACUUCGUUUUUCCGAUCACAUGAUUCAGCUGAUUCCGUUGUCACUGUGGAUGAAAUCCAAAACUACUAUGAUUGUCGAUAUAUAUCUGCUUGUGAGAAUGUUUUGUACAAAGAUCAUCAGCUUAUUGAGAAUGUAAUCGAGAUUGCAGUCUCAAAGGAUAGUAUGUUUAUCGGCUGGUUUAAGGCUAACAAGGAUUUUGAUGUGGCCCGUACACUUACCUAUGCGAAGAUUCCAUCGUUUUUUGUUUGGGAUAAGCAGGGGCAUAUAUGGAAGCCGCGAAAGCAAGGGCAUAUGAUUGGUCAUCUCACACAUAUUCCUCACUCACAUGGAGAGGAGUACUACCUUCAUUUAUUAUUAAACUAUCAAAAAGGGUGCCAGACAUUUGCUGAUGUCCGUUCUGUUGGUGGCAUUGUGUACAAUACAUUCAAAGAAGCCUAUUAUGCUCUAGGGUUGUUACAAGACAAUAGAGAAUUUAUUGAUGCAAUUAAUGAAGCCAGUGCGUGGGCUUCACCGAAUUAUAUCAGGAAGUUGUUUGCAAUGCAUUUGAUGUCAAAUAACAUGGUCCAUCCCGACAUGCGUUCCGUCGAUGAGAUUAAGUCCACCACGCUUGCCAAAAUUGAAAAACUUCUGCAGUCGAACUGUAGGACCCUAAAAGAAUUUACUGACAUGCCAUUUCUUGAUUCAGUGGAUUUGACUGAACCUCCCGACACAGUCUUCUUUGAUGAGCUCAAUUUGGAUAAGACAGAGUUGGCAAGUAUUUCUGUUGAUUUGGUUUCCCACUUGAAUCGAGGCCAGUGUGUUGCGUUUGACACAAUAGCCAAUGCAUUCAGUCGUGGCACUAGUGGUUUUUUCUUUGUUUGUGGAUAUGGUGGAACUAGGAAGACUUUUCUAUGGAAUGCACUGUCUGCUUCAAUAAGGUCGAAGGGUCAUAUUAUUUUCAACGUGGCAUCCAGUGGCAUUGCAGCGCUGUUGUUGCCUAAUGGGCAAACUGCUCAUUCACGCUUUAAGGUUCCACUCAGUGUUAACCAAGACUCCAUUUGUAAUAUAAGGCAAGGCACACCCCUCGCGCGUCUUAUUUCAUCUGCAAAAUUAAUUAUAUGGGAUGAGACACCUAUGUUAAAUAAAUUUUGCUUUGAAGCGCUCGACAAGUACCUUAAGGAUGUUCUUCGUUUUGAUCAUGGAUAUAAUCCUGAUGCUCCAUUCGGUGGAAAAACUGUUGUUCUAGGAGGUGAUUUCCGUCAGAUAUUGCCUGUGAUUCCUCGUGGUUCCCAGGAGGAGAUUGUUCAUUCGUGUAUUAAAGCUUCGAACCUGUGGCAAUGUGACAGGUUACUCGGAGACAGUACCGAUGGCGAAUCAGUUAUUAGAAUACCCAACAACUUGCUGUUGGAUAUUGAGUCUCUGCGUCUGCAUGAUUUGGUGUUGUUUGUUUAUCCUGACAUUUUACUCCAUUCUUCUAGCAUGGAUUAUUUUAAGGGCAGGAAUAUAUUAGCACCAACACUUGAUGUUAUUACUGAAGUUAACAAUCAUGUGAUGUCUUUGAUCCCUGGCAACGAGAGAGUUUACUUGAGCUCUGAUACACUACUUAAUGAAGAUGGUCACUUGGAAUCUGAAUUAUAUACAAUGAGCAUAGAGUCGUUGAAUGCGUUGAAUUAUUCUGGAAUUCCCCAACACAGGUUAGUUCUUAAAAUUGGUGUUCCUGUGAUGCUUCUUCGCAAUAUUGGCCAAUUCAAUGGACUAUGCAACGGUACACGAAUGCAAGUUAGACGUCUCGGCGACCAUGUCAUUGAGUGCGUCAUAUUAGCAGGUCGUAAUACUUGUGAGGUUGUCUUUAUUCCCAGAAUGAACAUGGCCCCUAAUAAUGAGACAUUACCGAUUAGAUUUACUCGACGACAAUUUUCGGUUGCGCUUUGCUUUGCGAUGACCAUAAACAAGUCCCAAGGACAAAUAAUGUCAACUGUUGGCAUGUAUCUUCCAAGACCUGUUUUCACUCAUGGUCAGCUUUAUGUUGCACUCUCUCGGGUCAGCAUGCAUUCUGGACUGAAGAUAUUAUCUGUUGGCUCUAACGGCACAGUCUCAAAUCAUACUAUUAAUAUUGUCUAUAGAAAGGUUUUUACCGGCUUACUACCUUCCAUUCUACCUUGA